CGGAUGAGGUGGAACCUUUGCCAUACAAGAUGAACAAUCUGGUCGGACAUAUUAUAGCGCUGCAAAGGUAAAAAUAGCAUUGUAGAACAGUUUCAUAGUUGAAAAGUUGACGUGCGUUUUCUACAGUUGAAUGACAAUGACCGCUUGGCGUGCAUUUUGAUUUUGGUCAUUCAUUUCCCAAAAGCCCGCCAUGUCUAAAGAGGCGCUUCUUACGGAGCAAUCUAUUACAAACGACAGUACAAACAAAAGUCGACUGGGUCUCAUAGUAACCGGCUUAGUAGGAGGCUCGCUUGUUGCCCUCUACGCUGUGGCUACGCCGUUUGUUGCUCCCGCAUUGAGAAAAAUCUGCCUCCCGUUUGUCCCUGCCACCACGACGCAAGUGGAGAAUGUCCUCAAUGCACUGCGAGCCAGGUCAGGAACCCUGGUGGACAUUGGAAGUGGAGAUGGAAGAAUAGUGAUAGCUGCAGCAAGACAUGGAUUUUUGGCAUCAGGUUUUGAAUUAAAUCCCUGGCUGGUGUGGUAUUCUCGCUAUAAAGCCUGGAGAGAGGGAGUCCACCACUCGACCUCGUUCCAUAUCUCUAAUUUAUGGAAGGUUAGCUUUGCACAGUACUCCAAUGUUGUCAUUUUUGGUGUCCCUCAAAUGAUGGACCAAUUAGAGCUGAAGCUCGAAAGCGAGUUAUCAAGCUCUGCUAAGGUGGUGGCCUGCCGAUUCCCCUUCCCCAACUGGGUUCCCGAAUAUACUGCCGGGGAAGGGUGCGACACAGUGUGGGUGUACAACGGCCAAUCAUUUAAAUCACGCAUGCAGCACAGUGUGGUGAAGAAGACAACAUCAGAUCAUGGGGAACAAUACUGUAUAUGAAAAGGGAAUAGCCAGCAGCUGCCAAAAGAUGGUACAAUGUUUUCAUGUAAUAAAUCAUUUUUCAAAAAUGUAUUUCGUUGAAGUGGAAUAAAGGUGUUUAAUAGGUUAACAAGUGUGCUACCAAAGGCUGAAAGUUGUGAUAUGUAGCACGCAUGCCCUCUACUGGCUAACCUACAGGGACUAAUAUGUCCUCAAUUAAUUAGCCCAGAUGCAAAAAAAAUAGGGCCUGGAGGAUCAACGCGUAUACAUCCCUAGAAUAAACUUACCAAAUAGUGAUUUGUCCAUGAACAACGGAGGAAUACAGUAGAUAAAACUUGAAAGUCUACACAACCCCAAACAGCAAUGUACACUGCUGGCCAAAAGUAUUGGCACCCCUGCAAUUCUGUCAGAUAAUGCUCAAUUUAUCCCAGAAAAUGAUUGCAAUUACAAUUUACAAAUGCUUUGGUACCCCUCAUGGGUUGAGCCUUCAGGGGUCAUGGAUAUUCCAGCAGGACAAUGACCCAAAACACACUUCAAAAAGCACUAGAAAAUUGUUUGAGAGAAAGCUCUGGAGACUUCUAAAGUGGCCAGCAAUGAGUCCAGACCUGAAUACCAUAGAACACCUGUGGAGAGAUCUGAAAAUAGCAGUUUGGAGAAGGCACCCUUCAAAUCUCAGAGACCUGGAGCAGUUGGCCAAAGAAGAAUGGUCUAAAAUUCCAGCAGAGCAUUGUAAGAAUCUCAUUGAUGGAUACCGGUGCGAUGGUUCGCAGUUGUCUAAAGGUUGUGCUACCAAGUAUUCGCCUGAGGGUGCCAAUACUUUUGUCCGGCCCUUUUUUGGAGUUUUGUGUAAAAGGAUUCUUUCUUUUUUUUUUUUUUUUUUCAUUCUCUUUUCUGUUUUUUCAUUGCAAGCAAAAUAAAUGAAGAUAUUACUACCAAAGCAUUUGUAAUUGC
Molecule: messenger RNA, 1789 nt
Organism: Corythoichthys intestinalis (scribbled pipefish)
Lineage: Eukaryota; Metazoa; Chordata; Actinopteri; Syngnathiformes; Syngnathidae
Gene: atpsckmt
Product: fATP synthase c subunit lysine N-methyltransferase
Exons: 4
Coding region: 191-859 (222 amino acids)
Biological process (GO): regulation of mitochondrial ATP synthesis coupled proton transport; positive regulation of proton-transporting ATP synthase activity, rotational mechanism; peptidyl-lysine trimethylation
Cellular component (GO): mitochondrion
Molecular function (GO): protein-lysine N-methyltransferase activity
Source: RefSeq, a predicted model, not a curated record